UCAUUUGGCUUCGCGAUGCGCAGGCGGCGGAAAGUUUUGAAGUCCGCGGGACCUGGGUGGGAGCCAGGCUGUGGCGCUCCGGGCCGUGUGACCUUAGUCUCAUCAGACCAGAUCGAGCAGCUGCACCGCAGGUUUAAGCAGCUGAGUGGAGACCAGCCCACCAUUCGCAAGGAGAACUUCAACCAUGUCCCUGACCUGGAGCUCAACCCGAUCCGAUCCAAGAUUGUCCGUGCCUUCUUCGACAACAGGAACUUGCGCAAGGGAUCCGGCGGCCUGGCCGACGAGAUCAACUUCGAGGACUUCCUGACCAUCAUGUCCUACUUCCAGCCCAUUGACACCACCAUGGACGAGGAGCAGGUGCAGCUGUGCCGGAAGGAGAAGCUGAGAUUUCUGUUCCACAUGUACGACUCGGACAGCGAUGGCCGCAUCACCCUGGAAGAAUACCGAAAUGUGGUUGAGGAGCUGCUGUCGGGAAACCCCCACAUCGAGAAGGAAUCUGCUCGUUCCAUCGCCGACGGGGCCAUGAUGGAGGCGGCCAGCGUCUGUGUGGGGCAGAUGGAGCCUGAUCAGGUGUACGAGGGGAUCACCUUCGAUGACUUCCUGAAGAUCUGGCAGGGGAUAGACAUCGAGACCAAGAUGCACGUCCGCUUCCUGAACAUGGAAACCAUGGCCCUUUGCCACUGACCCCGCUGCCUGCCCCGCAGAGAGGUGGCAUUUGGCUCCGGGCAGAAGUCAGCACCCGUGGCCUGCACAGAGGCCCGCAGGCGUCCGUUCUCCUGCCGGAGCUCCUGUAAAUACUCAAUACUCCGCGUACCUCUCAUUUUCCCAUAGGGCAUGGCAGGUGGGACUUUGCUGUUUUUAUCUCUAAUAAAAAAGAAGAGAGGGUUUGUUAAUGAA
This is a messenger RNA of Manis javanica (Malayan pangolin), 897 nucleotides long. Lineage: Eukaryota; Metazoa; Chordata; Mammalia; Pholidota; Manidae. The record is from RefSeq and is a predicted model, not a curated record.